AUCACUGAUACAGAUAUAACAGAAAAUGACGGAUUGGUUCUAUCGGUUCCCAAUAGCCAUACGCUAAACAUACCUCCUAUUCCGAUGCCUCGUAGAGGUUCAUCGCCUGAUCUCAAGAUUACCGCUGAGACUGGAAGGACUCGUACGCUAUCAAACCCGCCAGAUAUGGACAAUGAGAACAAUUUAAUAAAAUACAAAUCGAAACCAAAUUUAUUGAAUUUAAGUAAAUCGACGACUAAUUUGAAGAAAGAGUCUUCUAGUCGAUUCAGUUGGUCCGGCUAUAAGAAGGCCUUCAGACUAGUCAGCGAUCGCCGCAAUUCUCACACAGCGCUCGACACCGACAACUCCGGCACCGGAAUCGAAGCGUUGAGUUUGAAAUACAAUUCUAGUCUCAGAGGACACGAAGACAUCCCUAGAAAUGUGAAACAAGUGACCGACACUUACGGCAAUGAUUUCUUCGCCGCCGAUCACAUCACAGCUCAGGGAUUGGGAAUUGAAGUCGUGAUGAAUCCUCAAAUUCAAUACACAUCUCCU
Molecule: messenger RNA, 534 nt
Organism: Medioppia subpectinata
Lineage: Eukaryota; Metazoa; Arthropoda; Arachnida; Sarcoptiformes; Oppiidae
Source: the annotation of a GenBank genome assembly